AUGACUCCUCAACUAGAGAUAUUUAUUAGAGCUUUGUCCCGCUUUUUAGGAUGGGCAUAUAUGCUCUGCUGGUCGGGGUCUUUUUAUCCCCAGCCGAUCACCAACUGGAGACGCAAGUCCACAGUCGGCUUAUCCAUUGAUUUAUCCACCAUCAACCCUCUGGGUUUUGUCUGCUAUGCGAUAUAUACCUCCGCGUUUCUCUACUCUCCCGUCAUAAGAUCACAGUAUGCGGCCCGCCACCCUGCCUCAAUCGAACCCACCGUUCGGUUCAACGAUUUCGCAUUUGCGGCACACGCGGUGGUCAUGUGCAUCAUAAUGUACUCGCAGUUCUGGCCUUUCAUCUGGGGCUUCCACGUUUCCCGCUUCCAAAGAGUCAGUUGGUUAAUGGCUGGAAUAUUCUGGGGGUGUGUCCUGUCUCCUCUGGUGGUUAUCGUGGCCGUGUUGGCACAAAGUCCGGAUGGAGGGUACGAUCCUUCCACUUGGGCGUGGAUUGACGUGAUAUACUCGUUUUCGUACGUCAAACUCCUGAUCACCAUUGUGAAAUAUAUGCCCCAAGUGGCGUUGAACUACAAACGACAAUCUACAGUAGGCUGGAACAUUGGAACUAUCCUUCUGGAUAUGGCUGGUGGUGUACUUUCAAUGCUUCAACUGGUGCUUGACUCCAGCCUUCAAAGUGACUGGAGCGGUAUUACCGGCAACCCAGUCAAGCUACUGCUGGGCAACGUUACAAUCUUCUUCGAUGCAAUCUUCUGCAUCCAGCACUACGUCUUAUACCGAGAUACUCCUGACCUGAAGAGAACAUCUGGUCCGAGCGAGCAAUCGCCCCUCUUGGAUGGACAAGACGAUACUGUGGGAGAUCGAGUAUGA
Penicillium roqueforti is the source of this 867-nucleotide messenger RNA. RefSeq names its product putative L-cystine transporter. Lineage: Eukaryota; Fungi; Ascomycota; Eurotiomycetes; Eurotiales; Aspergillaceae. Gene Ontology annotation, biological process: L-cystine transport. Gene Ontology annotation, cellular component: vacuolar membrane; fungal-type vacuole. The transcript is spliced from 4 exons. Gene Ontology annotation, molecular function: L-cystine transmembrane transporter activity. The coding region runs from base 1 to 867 and encodes 288 amino acids. The record is from RefSeq and is a predicted model, not a curated record.